Rotaria socialis is the source of this 1539-nucleotide messenger RNA. The record is from the annotation of a GenBank genome assembly. Lineage: Eukaryota; Metazoa; Rotifera; Eurotatoria; Philodinida; Philodinidae.
AUGUUAGCCAACGAUGGAAAAGUUAAAAAACUCGGUCUCGAAAAUGGUGGUGGUUCUCGUUUGUGUGAUUGGUCUGAUAAAUCGAUGACUUUAAAAGAUGUUCAUCAUCUUAUUCGUAACUUAUUCAAAUUGGCUGAUAUUGAACGUGAAACAUCAUUAUACGAUUUCAAACUCCAGCCACUGAAUUUCAAUCAGUAUCGAACUUUUUUUGAAUACAUUGAUCAACAAGGCUUAAAUUGUACAAGUACCGUUAUCUAUGUUUGCACACAUGAAGGUAGUAAUAACAAUUCCGCAAGAAAAAGUUCGUUGGUAAAUGAGAAAAAAGUUAAACAGAAAACAUUGAAUUCCUCAAUCUCAAGAGAAGAAACAUCUGUAGAAACAAUCACAAGCGCGUCCAUUACAUCAAUGCAAUUUAAUCGUGUUGACGUUGAACAAAAUUUCAAUCAACAACAAAUUGCUAACUCGUCAUAUGAAUAUUCAUUAUUAAUUGCAAUCAGCUCGAUAAUGAAAAAUCUCCGCGAAAUGAUUAGCAAAAAUAGAUUUUAUACAGUUUUAAUGAAAUUAUUUGAGAAUAUGUCAAUAAUUGAUGGAUAUUCGUGCUUAUUAAUUAAUUCAUUAAAACAACGAAUUGCACUAUCAAAAACAGAUUUUCAAUUGAUUAGCCAAUCUGAAAUUAUACUAUACUCGAAUUGUUUAAAUAAUUUUCUGACUAUUUCUGAAUCAACAGUAAAAUUAUUUAAAGGACAAAAGAAUAGAUUUAGUAAUAUUGAACUUUACUCAACAAUUCGUGAAUCAUUUAUUGUAUUCUAUCACAACCUUAAGAUUUUACAUACUAAUUGGAUUAAACGUGUUGAAAAAUACGACGAGGCUAAUAGAGUUUCAUCUUCCUUUGUUCGAUUGGAACCACCAACAUCAUCGAAUUCGAAUACUCAAUCUUUAUCGCAGUGUAAUAUUGGCAAAGCUGUUGAAACAUCCAGUAAAGAUCAUAGAGAAACUGCUAACUUAUUUCAACAAUUGUUGAAAUGUGCAAGAGAUUUAUUGAAUACUAUGAAUAAUCCAAAUUUAUCAACAUUUCGUGAUAUGAUUCAAUCAAUAAUUGUUGACAUCGAAUCCUUGCAAUCGACUAUUAAUAUAUGUGAUCCUAAAUCUCUAGGUAAUGCAAAACAAACGGUGAAUUCGAUAAAAUUUCAAUAUACAAACAAAUUUGACGCCGAUGCUCUUACAUCACCUAAAUAUCACAUUACUCGACCGACUAAGCAAGCAUGUGAAAAAACAUUAACAGCAAUGUGUGAUUUACUUUCAUAUCUUACAAAUUAUCAAAUUCAAACCGUUGCAGAUCCAAGAAAAAGCUCAAAUCUAUCAUCAGCUUACGUAUUGAUAGAUUCCCAAGAAAAAGUCGAAAAUAGACUAUCAAUCCAAUCGCAUAAACGAAAGUUAGAAAUUGUACAUGCUGAUAACCAUGGUCAUAUUGAAAUCAAAUCAAUUAAACGUGAAAGUUUACCGCACCAUAUUAAAAUUGAAAAUAAACGAAAAAAAUAA